Corylus avellana is the source of this 999-nucleotide messenger RNA. NCBI's taxonomy places the organism in Eukaryota, Viridiplantae, Streptophyta, Magnoliopsida, Fagales, Betulaceae. The record is from RefSeq and is a predicted model, not a curated record.
GUCGUGAAAAUCACACGCCUGUGACGCUAUCUCCUUUCGUGUUUGAAAUCACGCGGAAGUAUUUUCUGCUUCCAGUUCUUCUCAGAUCACAUCUGUGCUUUUCCCAAAACCCCUAAUUUUCGGUUCUUGUAAGAUUUCUAGUUUUAUUUUUGUUUCAAAAAAAGAAAAAGAAUAUCUUCUGGAUUCAUAGCGAUGGGUACUUGGGAUCUUCUAAACAUUCAACCUACAGAACUCAAAGUCCUAUUUGAAGUGAAGAGGCAGAGUUCAUGUUCCAUACAAUUGACGAAUAAAACGGAUAAAUAUGUGGCGUUCAAGGUUAAAACAACAAACCCCAAAAAAUAUUGUGUCCGUCCUAAUGCUGGCAUUGUUUUGCCUCGAACCACAUGCAAUGUUACAGUUACAAUGCAAGCUCCUAAAGAGGUACCCCCUGAUUUGCAGUGCAAGGACAAAUUUCUUCUUCAAAGUGUGGUUGCGCCGGAUGGUGCGACUACGAAAGACAUAACCCCAGAAAUGUUUAACAAAGAGGAUGGUAAGGUUGUGGAAGAGUUCAAGAUGAGGGUCAUUUACAUUCCUGCUAACCCCCCAUCACCUGUCCCUGAAGAACCUGAAGAAGAUUCUUCUCCCAGGGCAUCAGUGCUUGAGAAUGGGCAUCAAAAUCGUUUAUUGUUUGAUGCUGUAUCAAGAUCUUUAGAGGAGCCUAAAGAGAAGUCUUCAGAGGAGUGGUCUAUGAUUUCCAACUUGACCGAGGAGAAAGCUUCUGCUUUGCAACGAAAUCAGAAACUACAUCAGGAACUGGAUCUGCUGAGAAAAGAAAUUAGCAAAAGUCGUGCUGGUGGCCUCUCUCUAUUUGUUGUGGUGCUGGUUGGUCUCCUUGGCGUCCUGUUUGGCUACUUUGUCAAGUAAACGCAGAAGCUGCAUAUCAGGCAAUCUUUUGUUUUGUUAGCUGGGUGUUGGAAUCAACAUUAUUGAUGCUCCUGAUCUUCCUAAGACUUUCCUUUU